This is a messenger RNA of Closterium sp. NIES-65, 3813 nucleotides long. Lineage: Eukaryota; Viridiplantae; Streptophyta; Zygnematophyceae; Desmidiales; Closteriaceae. The record is from the annotation of a GenBank genome assembly.
AUGACGGAUGACGUCACCACGAGACGCGAUGCUCAUGGCUCCACCUCACAACAUGACGGCCAGCCGAUACUGCUGGCGUCGACCAUCGCCGCGUUAGGAGGCCUCGGCCUGCCGCCCGACUUGGAGGGGCUCCUUACCCGCCGUGAUGAGAGAGACUGCGGUGCUUCCGGCGGGGAUGCUGGUUCCGCGGAACAGGCGGAGCGGAAGGCUCUGGGGGAGGAAAUCGGAAGUCGGUGCGGGGAUGCGGCGGAGGAGGUGCUCACGCACGAGGCGACCGGAGGCCACCGGAAAGGGCAGGCGCGCGGUGAAGAAGGAUUGGCGGAGCGGAAAGCGCCCAUCUUCCGCGUGGCCCCGCUGACGGGGCUAGUGCCUGCACACUUGCACGAGCACUGGGGAAGGCGGAGGCGUGUGGGGGGAGCGAAGGGGGAGGGGCGGUGGGUGUCGGAGAGGGCGAGUGAGGAGGAGAGCGUGGUGGCAGUGGGGGAGGCGGGGCUGAGGCGACUGGGGAUGUGCGCUGGGGACAUGGUGGCGGUGGCGCUGCUGCCAUGCGCGCCAGGCGCACUGGCCGCCCAAGUCAUGCCCGCGCGCCUGCUGUUGUGGCGAGAAGGGGCGCGGACGGGCAGUGCCGGCAGGCGAGGCAGCAGGCGCAGGAGUAGGAGUGGGGCUGGCGGGGGCACGGCGUGGGUGUCGCCGCUGCUGGGGUUCAACCUGGGCCUGCCGGGGGGAGUGAUGGGUGGGUGGGAGUGCAGUGAGGGGGCGGAGGGGAACGAUGAGCUGGGCGAGUCUGCGGACGAGCAGGGGAGUGAAAAAGAGGAGGAGGAGGAGGAGGAAGAGGAGGGGGAGGAGGAGGAGGAGGAGGAGGAGAGGCAGGGAGCGUUCAGGGCAGGGCGGGCAGCAUGGGCGGGCAUCCGCGUGCUCAUUCUGCCCCUCCCGGCCCUGCCCUUGCUCGAGGCCUCCUCCAUGCAGCCCCCCCUGGCAGCGGAUGCGGAUGGGCGCACGGCGGAAGGGCAGAUGGCCGUGCGCGUGGGCGUGGCCAGUGUGGUGCGCCUUGCCCCCGUGCGCUGCCCCUCCGCCCUCCCCCCCUGGCACGCUGUAGGGGGAAGGGGAAGAAGGGGGGAGGGAGGGCGGGGGGGAGAGAGGGGAGAUGGCAGUGGGGCGGUGGGAGGGGGGAUGGGGAGGAGAGGGAGGGGGAAGGAGGGGCAUGCAUGGGCCAAUAGGCAUGUGCCACGUCAUGAGGAGAGAGAGGGGAGGCAGGAUGGGGAGGAGCAACGCGAGCAUGCGGGCAUGGGUGGGGAGGAAGGGUCAGAGGAGGAAGGGGAGGGGGACGAGGAGGAGGAGGAGGAGGAGAGGGCGUGGGAGAGGGAGGCGAGGCAGAGGGAGGUGGACGAGGGGGUGCGGCGGGCUGUGGUGCGGCAGCGGUUCGUUGCGGUGGGCGCGUGUUUCCUCACGGUGCUGGGCGGUCGAGAGAGCGUGGCUCGCAUGGUACGAUCAGUUAUAGUGGGUCGAGGGGCAAGGAGAGGAAGGGGGGGCGGACGGGAGGAGGAGGAACGGGGAACAGAAGAGGAGGAGGAGGAGGAGGAGGAGGAGGAGGAGGAGGAGGAGGAGGAGGAGGAGGAGGAGGAGGAGGGGGAGGAGAGGGAGGCACGGGUGGUGUAUCUGAGGGUGAUAGCAGUGCACCCCCCCGGCAGCACCAUCUACGCCAUCCACCCCCACUCCACCCACCUCCUCCUCUCCGCCUCCCUGCCCUCGCCCCUGCCACCUGUCGCGCUGCGAUUCGCCGGGGAUCUAGCAGGGUAUCCCCUGCCGCCCGAGGCUGGGCGGCUGGUUCGGGUGCUGGCUCCAGCGCUGCUGCCCGUGGGGUGGGGGAGGGAGGGCGGGGAGGGCGGCGGAGGGAGCAGUGUGGUGGGGGGCAUGGCGCCAUCCGCGUUCAGCUGCGCACUGCUGCUCGUUGGGCCCUCUGGAGUGGGGCGGCGAACAGCAGUGCGGGCGGCGUGCCAGCGCAUGGGCGUGCACUGCGUGGAGUACAGCAGUGCCGACCUCGCUGCCUCCUCCAAUGAAAGCGCGACAGCUGGCGCUCUGCAAGCCGCCUUUGAAACAGCGAGCCGCUACUCGCCAGCAGUGCUGCUGCUGCGCCGCUUUUCCGCCCUCCUCACGGCCUCAGACGCCCCCGACGCCUCUUCCUCCGCCGCGCUGUCUCUGCUCGCCCACACGCUGCGCGGCUGCAUCCGCUUCUUCUCCCGCCCCCAUGGGCCUUCCAGUGCAGCCCCACCCCCCUUGCACACUGCACCAGCCGCAGCUGUAGCAGGAGGGGGAGGUGGAGGGGGAGGUGGAGGGGGAGGGGGGGUGGCGGUGGUGGUGGUGGCGUGUGUGGAGGAGGGGGAGGCGGAGGGCAUGGGCGUGGCGGUGAGGCGGUGCUUCACUCACGAGCUCGCUGUGGGGCCGCCGGAUGAGAUGCACCGCCACCAGCUGCUGCGCUUCUUCCUCAAGAGCCCUCCGUCCAGCGCUACAGCCGGGGACGAGGAGGAGGACGUGGCGGCGGCUGUAGCGCGGGAGACGGCGGGGCUGCUGCCGCGCGACCUCAGGGCGCUGACCGCCGACGCUGCUGCCGCUGCCAUCUGCCGCUCGCUGCCCCCCGGGGGAGCUGCCAUGCAGACGGCUGUGGGCAGUGCAGGCGUGGCAGAGGGUCGGGGUGGGGAGGAUGGCAGUGCGGAGACGAGCAGCGGAUGCGAGGGGGAGGGGAAGGCGGAGGUAGAGGGGGUCAGGGAAGUGGAGGGCGGAAGGGGAGCGGAGGGGAUGGCGGGGGGGCUGGCGGUGGGGAGGGGCGACAUGGAGGAGGCGAUGGGGGCGGUGAAGCGGCGCGUGGCGACGGUGAUCGGCACUCCCAAGGUGCCCAACGUGCGGUGGGAUGACAUCGGUGGGCUGGAGGACGUCAAGGCUGCCAUCCUCGACACCAUCCAGCUGCCGCUGCGGCACCGGCAUCUGUUUGCGUCUGGGCUGCGGCAGCGCUCCGGUGUGCUGCUGUACGGCCCGCCGGGCACAGGCAAGACGCUGCUGGCCAAGGCGGUGGCAACGGAGUGCUCGUUGAACUUCCUGAGCGUCAAGGGUCCGGAGCUGAUCAACAUGUACGUGGGCGAGUCGGAGCGCAACGUGCGCGCCAUCUUCGCCAAGGCGCGCGCCGCCCGCCCUUGCGUCGUCUUCUUUGAUGAGCUCGAUGCCCUUGCGCCCGCCAGAGGGGUUGCUGGGGACUCAGGGGGUGUCAUGGACCGCGUUGUCUCCCAGCUGCUGGCUGAGGUGGAUGGCAUAGGGUCCACGUCAGCAUCGGAUCUAUUCCUGGUGGGCGCCAGCAACCGCCCCGACCUCAUCGACCCCGCGCUGCUGCGCCCGGGCCGCUUCGACAAGCUGCUCUAUGUGGGCGCUGGCUCCACCGCUCUGCACCGGUGCAGGGUGCUGCAGGCGCUGACACGGCGCUUCCAGCUGGCAGGGGGGGUGUCGCUGCAGAGCAUCGCCGACCGCUGCCCCGCCACGCUCACGGGUGCCGACCUCUACGCCCUCGCUGCCGACGCGUGGCUCUGCGCUGCCAAGCGCACCGUGGGGCACGCCAACACACCAGGCCGCUCUGCUGCACGCUCCAAGGGGCACGGCGUGGAAGGUGGAAAGGAGGGUGAAGGGGACGAUGCGGUGGUGGUGGAGCAAGCAGACUUCCUCAAGGCCUUGUCACAGCUGACCCCCUCAUUAUCGGCGUCAGAGCUGCAUCGCUACGAGGCUUUACGAGAGCAGUUCCAGCCAGCAGGGCGAAGCCGUGUCGCGGCUUAG